UCGGUGAUUUCCUACUCCAUAACCCCUUACAGUGCAGCUCGCACCCUGGCUGCCCCGUCAGCUUUCCAGACACCACGGCUACAUGUAUCGAACUCUGGACAACUAUGUGCUCGGCCCAAUCGAGGUAAUGACGCCACAGAUGCACUAUCGAUAAGCUGAUACCAUUCCCCCAACCCACAUACAUAUCUAUGGCAGGAACAACCCAUCCUAUACCAAGAGCCAUGACAACAAUACAGACUGCACCAGUUGCUCUACCACGCGUUGCAAUCACAUACUGCACUCAAUGUCGCUGGAUGCUGCGAGCGGCCUAUUUUGGCCAAGAACUCUUAUCAACAUUCGGAACACAAAUAGGUGAAAUCGCCUUGAUCCCCGCGACUGGGGGGCUUUUCACGGUGGAACUGACAUACCUUCCGCCUGGGGAACAAGGUCAGAAUGCUGAAGCAACAAAGGUGCUACUCUGGGAUAGAAAAACCGAAGGGGGAUUUCCAGAGACAAAGGUACUAAAGCAAAAGGUACGGGAUUGCAUUGACCCUUCGCGGGAUCUGGGGCAUUCGGAUAAGCACGGUAAGAAGAAGGAAGAGAAAUCGGUCAAAGGAGAUAAGACGGAGGCCGAAGAAAAAGGAGCAGGGCAGGAGAAGAGCCAGGAGGUUGAAGUCAAGAGGAAUCCAGAUGGAACCGUUUGCGAGGAUUGUAGAUAAAAAGUAGGACCCAGGCUGUCGUUGGCAAGAUGAGCUCAAGCUCUGGUAUCUCCACCGUUAUACCUGUUGGUUUACUUAGUACGUAGAACAAACAGAUAUAUAUCUGACAGAACGAACUGGUGCAUAAGGUUCGGAAUGCGGUCC
Bipolaris sorokiniana ND90Pr is the source of this 842-nucleotide messenger RNA. RefSeq lists its product as uncharacterized. The transcript has 4 exons. The record is from RefSeq and is a predicted model, not a curated record. NCBI's taxonomy places the organism in Eukaryota, Fungi, Ascomycota, Dothideomycetes, Pleosporales, Pleosporaceae. The coding region runs from base 189 to 698 and encodes 169 amino acids.